Molecule: messenger RNA, 4120 nt
Organism: Dermacentor andersoni
Lineage: Eukaryota; Metazoa; Arthropoda; Arachnida; Ixodida; Ixodidae
Gene: TTLL15
Product: tubulin tyrosine ligase-like 15
Biological process (GO): protein modification process
Source: RefSeq, a predicted model, not a curated record
ACCACGGCAACCGCACACGGGCUCGGCGCGCAACCCCUGGCUGGGUCGCGCUAAAGUAUCAAUGCGCAAGUAUGGAUCGGGGAGAUUUCGAACCGCAUGUGAGCGAAAAGAAGCGAGUAGCGUCAGCCCCUUCCGCACCUCAAACGUUGAAAUCUGCCACAGUGUAUUCAAGCACGCGGAUACCUUACCCAGUCGUCUUAAUCUCGUUACUGGUCCUUUUAAUUGCUGGACUUUACGAAGUGCACCGAUUAUGCGCAAAUAAUAACAUUCUGCUAGUAUCUCUCAACGCAACAACGAAAACAGAGGAUUCCAAGCCUAUCGUCUGGAUUUAUAGCAAAGGUUCAGAUCAAAGCCACUUGCGACAUGUCGUUGAAUCUUUUCGGCGAUACGGAUACCGGAUCGGGGGACGCGCGGACCGGUGGUCUGUGCUUUGGUCGCACGAUUAUCCCUUUACGGAAUUAGCUAGUGACAUGCGCGAAUUGAAGCCCGGCCAGGUUGUCAAUCACUUCCCGGGCUCGGGUUACAUCACCAACAAAGGCAGCCUAUCCAUGGAUAGGUCCAUCCGACAGCUGCCUUUGACGUUCAAACUUCCGGCGCAGAAGGUAGAGUUUUUGCGGAACGCCGAGGAGCGACCUUCUACCAUGUGGGUGCAGAAGAAUCGAGACCAUCGAGGGAUACACGUGGUCGAUCCUGGCGAAGUCGCAGCUGCCACCGAUGAAAAAGAGACGUUCGUGCAAGAGCUGAUCGCCAACCCGCUGCUGAUCGACGGCAAGAAAUUUGACAUUGGCGUCUACGUUGCCAUGACAUCUUUGGAGCCCCUGCGUGUGUACGUGUACAGAGGUGACGUGCUGCUGCGCUUCUGCGCUCGCGCUUACAACACACUUCAGUUCAACGCCUCUGAUCUGGACUCGUACGUGGUUGGCGACGACUACACGCCUAUCUGGGACAUGCCGUCGCUUGCCCGCUACUACGUUGACUCACAGCUCAGCAUGAGGGCCAGCCUGGACGUCUACAUGCGCACGCAACUCAACGUCGACAGCGGCGCCCUGUGGGCCGAAGUGGAGCGGGUCGUGGCGUCCGUGUACACGCGCAAGGCCGAGGCGAUGCGGCGAGCGGCAACGCGCUGGCCUCGCGCGGGCCGCUUCUUCGAGCUGGUGCGAUUCGACUUCGUGUUGGACGCGGCCCUGGGCGUGCACCUGCUCGAGGCGAACAUGUCACCCAACCUGAGCUCGGCUCACUUCGCGGCCAACGGGCCCUUCUACGAGCAGCUCCUCUUCAGCCUGUUCAGCCUGGUGGGACUCGGGGCGUCGCAGUCGGCCAACGCCGGCGCCUGGCGAUUCCUGGACCGAGCCGCAUCUGUGCUGCCGGCCGACUGCCCGGUGCAGCUGGAGCAUCGGUGCGAGCCGCCCACGUCGCUGUGUGCUCCCGCGUGCCUCUCGACAGCGCACAAGCGGGCGUUCAGGGACGCCCUCUGGGAGCACCUGCACAGGAAGCAGUUCGCCAGGCUCGUGCCGCUUUUCGACACCAACAGCGCGCAGGAGGCCAACAUGACCGAAGCGGACCGCAUCUUGGCGCAGUGGUUCGCCGCAAAGUGCGCGCAUGACGCUGAAUGGUGCCACUGAGAAAGGACCGCCCAGGAAACAAAGGGGCGCCCAAUGCAGCUGUAACAGACAGGCACACCGUCUCUGUCCCCUAGAGCUCGUAUAUCGCACCAUGGCUUGAGUCACUGGAAAUUUUUUACAGUGACUACAUAGUCAUGACAAAUUAUAGAGUCUACUAGGUGGCAAACCAACGAGCUCAAUGCAGCGUGUUAGCAGCCGUCGUUUCAGGGUGUGCGCUCAAGAACAGUACUGUACGUAAACAGAAAUUUCGUGCGUUUGGUGCAGAGGGGGAAGCGGUAGGAUAACACACCCACCGUGAAAAGAGUCUCGGUACAAGCCAGAGACGAUGGGAAAAUAAAGUGCGACCGGCGAUGCCACCUUUAACUUCUUGCAACAAUUUCGCUUGGCGUCACGGAUUUUGAUAGCGUCUGCUCGGUAGUAUACGUAUAGUUAAUUGUUUAUCGAUAGAGAUGGACAACAUUGCAUUCAAAUCGGACAAAAGAUGCAAUCUAGGACAUCUGGAGAAAUCUUUCUGCUAGCCCCCCCCCCCCCCCCCUAAAAUAAACGACCCAAAUUCGUGAAAGCACUUCGAUAUUCACUACGUCAAAUGGCAGAGCUGGCAUAUGCACUAUGCCGGCGCUGUGGUUUCGGCGCGAAGGUAGAAAGAGAAACGUUCGGCCUCCGUUUUCUCCGCGGGUUACCUCUUAUAUAUAUCGUAAGAAUCCAACCAAGACGCCGAGGUCGACACAGGGGAAAUUACUUGUACUUACUAAUUGAAUUAAAGAAAUAAUAUAAUAAACUAAGAGGGGUUUAAGUUGGCGCGUGUCUCGAUUUCUGGAGUGCGCCUCGGCCGUGGCUGCGCAUGGCUGUAAGCGUGGCUGAGCGCAUACGCAGCCGCGCACCUUUCUUUGGAGGUAAUCUGCCGCGUGUGCGAAGAGUGGGCGUGCCGAGACGGCGUGGCACCUUGUAAAUUGUCUUACCGCGCGUUUAGUGUUGGAGGUUGCGUAAUCUCGAGUUUAGGUGACCCAUUGGAGCGAGAGGCAACGAAGCAUGCAUUCCCUCCCCGCUGCCGGCGCUUUUCCCGAUAGCGUCGUCCCAGUGCGGGCGACGCUACCAGUCGCGGGGGCGGAGCACACGCGAAAGCGUGACUGGCUUCGCAUAAUUCGUAGCGCCGAGAAGAUAUCGUCGACGUACGUGGUGUGAAACCGCAUCAUUCGUCGCCGACUGCCGACUCCCAAACUCAUCACCAAAAUAAGUUUUCUCGUUCAAAUUAGCUGUUUUCGAUUGCCCGAUAAUUCGGAAAAUUCAGUGGCCCCUUCCCGUGUAAAAAAAAUCGAUCGGCGACUAUAUACUUAUCUGCAUAAAACGUCGAAUUUCAAUACAACAAAAUUUCGAUAUAACGAAGCAAGUUGUCGAUUCUAGUGACUUCGUUAUAUCGAGGUUUAACUGUAUGUGCAAAGCGUAAUUUGUUUCGACAUAUGUAUGAAAAUGCAGUUUAGAAAGAAUAAUCUGCUAGUCUAAGGACAGAUUUUAACUCGUUAUAGCGUACCUUUAAGGAGACAUUAAGCACGCGCGUACUAAGGCGUCAUUUCACUUGACUCCGCAGUGCACCCACUCGUGUUUUCCGCAUUGCCUUUCGCGCCGCGGCCUCUUGAUCGUCAACAGAUACGCGCCGUUCUCCCUUCACUGCCUAUACCCGGCCGCGCAAUGCACAAUUCGCGGCGCGAUGUUCGGACAAAAGCGGCGAUUCGCAUGCUCAUAAAUGUCGACUGCUAUAGAAUAAACCGUCCUUGAGGAAGACGCGGCGCGCCCUUGCCGCCCGUGACCUCCGCACGCCCAGUGGAGAUGCCGCGCCUCGCAUACGUCGCGCGUUUUGUUAUUUCGCGCAGAUGGCUACAGCCUCCGAGAGCGAUACGCUGCAGUGCUGACGCGCCGUCGCUGCGCGAAUAGCGCGCAUCGAGACGAAGCCGUAGCCGACGGGACCUCGGCUCUGCGCCAGCACGCCUCGGCGGAUGUGUAUACCGUUCGCGCUGCAGCCGGCUCGCACAAAGCCGGGCACGCGACGUCGGCUUAUCUAUAGCUCGUUUUAGCGCUGCAUUUCUGCUUGUGCGUAACGAUAAUGACGGCGAAUUCCGUUACAAGCAGGUGGCCUUGGUUUGCGCGCGCUGUUUGCAGUAAACUUAUCUUGGACACACCCUCAGAGCUCAGUUUUGUUUCGUUCGCAUAACCCGGAACUCGGUGAAGUUGACGUGGACACUGAGUAUGGUUCUAUUCAUUAUUUUUGGUUUUAAAAGGCGAGCUGUGCUUGUUAACCUUCCGAAGCGUGAUUGCUAGUUCUAAGUACCUGUCACUGAAGGGAAGGUAGCAGAUUACGUUUGCCAUUUUUACGUCCCUGCAUGGACAGCUCGGUUUAUUUACAGCAAUUAUACGUUUCUCUCCCUCGUGUUGAAAUGAGCCCUUCGUUGUUGCUGGCGUAUGUGUAUAAACUGCAGAUUAAUACAGAACCCAAGUAACAUGGU